UGUAUCUGUUUCUUGGGAAUGUGAGACAAGUAUAUUGACACUUUGCAUUGCUAGGGUUAUGAAUAGAGAUGCCUAACAUUGCAGCAUUUCAGGACUCUAUGAUUGGACUCCAAAUUAAAAGUUUACAAGACACAUUGCCUGAUAUAUAGGCUGUUCUGUGGAAGAGGCUUCUAGUCCUAUGUUAAAAAAUGGCGGUAUCUUGGACUUAAAAAAAAGAGGGGGGUAUUGUACCUGUACAAAUUAUGUGACCAGUUCUUAGUACUUCACAAACAAAUAUUGGAAACGGUGUUGUCUGAUCCUGAAUUCGUCCACAAUUCAAGGCAGAAGAACUUUAAAGACUGCACCCUUAGGAGGCAAACCAGCUGACUGUAAUGGAGGAGGUAGCCUUCCCCUCUACUUUGAAGAAAAUAAAGUCAUCAGGCUGCCUUUUGUGCCUGUCUUUGUAGAGCCCCUGAGUUGAGAAGUGAGAUUCCUGGAUGCCUUUUACAAAAUGGUUUUAAUUUCGUUGACAAGUAUUUGGAUCUAUCUAAAAGUAUGAACAAAAAUCAAGAAUAGGUGAAUCGUAAAGAAUUCUACUCUUGCCAGAAGGAAACCGUCACUGAAAAGUGCCUCUAAAUGAACACAUUUCUCCAUAUCAAAUAUAUGGACCCAGCAAUAAAUACUCAGAAAUAGCACCUAUGACACAUGUUUUAGAAACAGAACAUUUUGGUUCAAAGAAAGAAUGGCUCUCAGUCCAUCUGUAUUUUUUCAAGAAAGUGAAAAAAAGAAUGCAAAUUGUAUGGAAACAAAACAGACACAAACUGUUUCCAUAGCUUCAGAAGACCCUCUUCAGAACUUAUGCUUAGCAUCUCAGGAAGUGCUUCAUAAGGCUCAACGUAGUGGAAGGUCACGGUGUCUCCAAUGUGGUGGCUCAAGGAUGUUCUACUGCUACACCUGCUAUAUCCCAGUGGAAAAUGUGCCCAUUGAGCAGAUUCCGUUUGUGCAGCUUCCAUUGAAGAUCGAUAUCAUUAAGCAUCCAAACGAAACAGAUGGCAAAAGCACUGCUGUGCAUGCAAAGCUCUUAGCACCCAGCUCUGUGAGCAUCUACACUUACCCGUGCAUUCCAGAGUAUGAAGGGAAGGACCACGAGGUUGUACUUGUUUUUCCUGGACCUCAGUCCAUCUCGAUAAAAGAUGUUUCUUUUCAUCUGAAAAAGAGGGUUGAAAGUAAAGGUAGAAGCAAACCUAAUGACCUUGAUAUGCCACCUUUUAAACUGAAGAGAACCGAGGCGGAGGGAGGCUCUGGUUUGAAUGAGAGCAUGCACGAAGGCCCAUCAUUGAAGAGAGUGGUCUUCAUUGACAGCACCUGGAGCCAGACAAACCAGAUAGCCUCUGAUGAGCGCCUCCGGGAGUUAUUACAAGUUGAACUGAAAACAAGAAAAACUUGCUUUUGGCGCCAUCAAAAAGGGAAGCCAGAUACUUUCCUUUCCACAAUUGAAGCUAUUUAUUACUUCCUGGUAGACUACCAUAGUGACAUGCUGAAAGAAAAGUACAAAGGACAAUAUGACAAUCUUUUAUUCUUCUAUUCUUUUAUGUACCGCUUGAUAAAGAAUGCCAAAGGCUCUGGAGAGAAGACAAAACCAACUCUCACCCAUUAGUUCCGCACACUCUGCUUGUCAUAUUGCUCUGCUAAUGUUCACAAGUUUGCAGUUGAGCCUGUUUCCCCUGGGGAAAUAACCGUGCCCAGUGCCUGUGGGAGGAUUUGGGAAGAAAGGUCCAGUCUUGUUCUUUUUUAAAGAGAUGGUCCUAAUUGCAAGACAUAGUUCAGAAGCUAUGUGCUCAGUUUGGGCAUAUCUCAGUUGCAUUGUACAUUUUAAUAUAUUGUGUUAGAUUUACAUGAUUGGCAUUAUAUAUGAUUGGAGAUUGUCUUAUCUUUUCACUUAUCUUCACCUUCAGCUUUGGACUUAAAGACAGAAUCUUUUGGCAAAACAUUGUUUGUUUGAGGUUAAUGAAGAAUUGGCAGAGGUAGUGUGUUGUGCUCUCUGUGUAAGUCUGCCCUUCCUCCUCUGCCUGGCCUCUGCACUAGGAGACAACUGUCGCAUCACAUGGUCCUGCCAGAGGGAUAGAUACACAUAUGACCUGUUUUAGCAAGUCAGGUGACCCAGGGCCAAGAGCACAUGGCCCAACAGAAUCUGGUAUGUUUUGGUGUACUAGGCAUGCCAUAGGAGAUGGAAUUUAUUUCUUCCAGAGUGAAUAAUAUGUGGUUAAAGUAAAUUUCUUCAUGUUUAAAACAUAUCUUUAGCAAUAAAGGUCAGCUUAAAUUAAUUUAAGUAGGAAAAAGUCUAGAUAGCAAUAAAGGUCAGCUUAAAUUGAUUUAAGUAGGACAAAGUCUAGAUCGGGGUGGGGUAGGGUAGGGUAUAUGCUAAAGUUAGACUUCUCCGAGCCAAAUCUAUUGCCAUUUAUGCAGUUCUACAAGCCAUCAAAGCAGUUAAAAGGUUGAAGGGAAAAGAGGAGAGAAUGAUCUUACACUCAUUCACCCAUCUCACAGCAGCCAUAAGAAAGAUGGCCCGCAUGCCUUGCCUUGUUUCUCUUUGUAUGACAAGCUCUAAAAAUGGCCUUUCCUGCUGUUGCCCAUAUAAUGGCCCUUCAGCCCUUCUUUUGCUCCUUGGCAGUACCCCUUACUCUGAAUCUGAGCCAUAAACAUUUCCAAGACGGCUGUUUUUCUAUGUUUGUGGUUUGGCUGUUGAUAUAUAAAUGUACAUGGCUAUGCUAACCUGCUGGAGGGCGCAACGUUGCCCUUUUUCUGCCCCUGUGCUCCUAUGUAGGUCAGGACUUGACAACCAUCUACCUGACUCCUGAUAUGUGGGCAAGGCGUGCCUUACAGCACUGACUGGAACUGUUUUACGGCAUUGUUGUGCCAGUAGACAACCCAUCUUUGGAUACUGUAUCAGAUGCAUCUCAAGCAUCCAGGAAGGGUUUUAUCCCCAUUAUUUCUUAUACUCUCAAUAAAUGGCUUUGUCUUAGUUCCCAUCUUAUACACUAGCAAUACCAGUAGGCUUUCAGGGUUCCCCGUGGCUGCCCAAAGGGCCUUGGGAUAUAACCUGCAGUGUUAGUGACACUGACUAGAUUAAUGGCCUAGAUGUGCCUGGUACACUCCUCUCCCUUCAGUGGACUGUUUGCAGGCACUCAGCCUGCUCAUCCUGACAUGACCAUUUGGUCAGGCAAACAUACUUGCCAAGAGACUGACACUGUCUCUUCGUGGACUCCAUGCCACAACAGCAGAUGCUAUCCAGUGAUUUGUCAGUUUGCAUUGGCUUCUACUUCCUAGUUCCUUUCUCUUUCAGUUUUACUGCCCAGGAUCAUGCAGUCUAAUAAAGUUGCAAAUUCAAUCUUACCCUCAGACUCUCUCAUGGAGGCCAGCUAUUUUAGGUAGGAUUUGGUCAGAAAAGCAGACCUGACUCAAAGUGUUAGCAUACGUUUUAAACAAAGUAUAAUAAAGGAUUGGGUUUUCCCUAAAGGUGACGUUACUGGGGGAGUAAGUCCGGGAGGAUUGGAGCGACAUCAGAGCUGCUGAGUACCCAGGCCUGACUGUACAGGCCUGUAAGGCUUUGGCUUGGGAAGCCUCUCCAUCACUCCUCCACACAUCCAGGCUGAGUGGCAGGGCCUUCUCAACCCAUCUGAAAUAUUAAGUCAUAGAGGAAUUUUGCUUGGUCUUUUCUUUGAGCCCAUGUUAAUUUGGUCUUUGCCCCAUGCCUGUCUUUAAUAAUCAUUUUAUUUGAUCAAAAAGAAUCUCAUUUUCAAUGCAGAAUCCUAGGUUCUGUGCUUCCUCUCAGUUCCACCUACAUGCCACCUCAGCUCUGAGUUUCUCUUCUUACAGUGCCUUAUCUAUUGCAGUGACUAGCAACCAGCUUCCUUGGAAUCUCCCCAAUUAUCACAAGUACAGUAGAUUCGUUAUGAAAACUGAUGGUUUCCAUGUUAUGGAAAGAUGAUCUAUCAAUGUUUGAUCCCCAAAUACUAAUGGCUAAAUAGCUCCAAUGAAAACUAUUGUUAUUUAGUGAACUUUAAUUGAAGAUUAUCAGCUGAAAAAAAAUCAUUGCCCAUUCUUAAGAAUCAUUCAUCACCAGACAAUGGAUACAGUCUACCAUAUGAAAAAUGGAAGGAAAAGUGUUGAACACAAAGGAAAAAGACUAAGGAGUAUUUUUAAGACAAUUAUUUAUUAAAAAUACAAUUUGAUAGCAUGUAAUAAAAAAGAGAUCCUAGAAAUUGAGGAACUACUGAAAUAAUUCAGUACAUGAGUUGGAAGAUAAAGUAUCAGAACAGAAAAUUCUAAUUUCUGAAUACUUGUUAGCCUUGUUAAAUGUUGUAACUGAGAUCAUGGACUACAUGUACAUUACUGAAUAAAGCAAACACAGCAACCUGAAAUGUGAAUGGCAUUGCUUUAAUUAAUCACACUCUUUGUUGUAAAGAGGAAGAUUGGGGACACACUAUGGUAAAUCACAAAAAAUAAGCACCAGCAGGUGACAGGAAAAGCUUUAUUAAUAUGUACAUGUGUCCAGGUUAUGGACUGUCAAGAGAAGCCAAAGCCUUCUUCAAACUUUUUAAUAAAAAUAUAAUUUUA
This is a messenger RNA of Mesocricetus auratus (golden hamster), 4596 nucleotides long. It is a transcript of the gene Dtwd1, whose product is annotated as DTW domain containing 1. The transcript has 5 exons. Gene Ontology annotation, cellular component: nucleus. The coding region runs from base 722 to 1636 and encodes 304 amino acids. Gene Ontology annotation, molecular function: tRNA-uridine aminocarboxypropyltransferase activity. The record is from RefSeq and is a predicted model, not a curated record. Gene Ontology annotation, biological process: tRNA modification. NCBI's taxonomy places the organism in Eukaryota, Metazoa, Chordata, Mammalia, Rodentia, Cricetidae.